Molecule: messenger RNA, 3390 nt
Organism: Papaver somniferum (opium poppy)
Lineage: Eukaryota; Viridiplantae; Streptophyta; Magnoliopsida; Ranunculales; Papaveraceae
Product: ATP-dependent DNA helicase Q-like 5
Exons: 19
Coding region: 57-3182 (1041 amino acids)
Biological process (GO): double-strand break repair via homologous recombination
Cellular component (GO): cytoplasm; nucleus; chromosome
Molecular function (GO): nucleic acid binding; ATP binding; 3'-5' DNA helicase activity
Source: RefSeq, a predicted model, not a curated record
CCAGAUCUCUGUAAACGAUCGAAGCUUCUUUCCCUUCCAAAGCAAGUCAUUAGCGAAUGGAAACUGAUUCAGACUCAGACGGUUCUCACAUUUCUGGAACACCCCCAAGAGAAGAAGAAUCAAAACCUUCAGAAACUACAAUUCCUACUCGACUACUUUCUCUUGUAUCUUCUUAUAAAUCUAAAAUUGCCCUUAAAAAAACUAGGGUUUCUUCUUCUUUCUCAGUUCCCAAACCAUUUUCCAAUCACAAAACCCCCAAACCAAAACCAAAAUCAAAAUCCAAACCCAAGUCUCGAUCCCUACAACAAGAAGAAAAACCUUUAUUAAACCUCAAAUUAUCUUCACCAAAUUUACCAAAUCCUAAAACCCCCAAACCUAAACCCAAUUUCAAAACCCAAUCUCAACCUCCAACACAAGAAGACCCUAAGUUAUCUCCACCAGAUUCCUCAAACCCGAUCCAGAACAAUGAGGUUUCCUCGGCGAAAACCUUGUCAUUUCCUCAAUUUGUUUCUAAAUUAUCUCUACCAGAUUUCUCAAAUCAGCACGAUGAAAUUUCAUCGGCUAAAAUACUACCUAUGGGAUUUUCCCGUAAAUUCUCAAACGCUGGACGAACUUAUUCUAAUCCAGAAUCGACCGCAGAGAAUGUUCCAGUACCAGUGCCGCAGCCAGAAAUCGUUAAUUCUGACCACAUUGAAGUUGUAGGUAAACAUGUUAAUGUUGUCACUCCUGAGAUCAGUACUAGUAGUUUAGGGCAUCAUGUUAAUGCUGUUAUUCCUGAGAUUAGUACUAGCAGUAUAGGUAAUCAUCAAGGUGGGGAAUGUGUUAAGAAACCUGCGCGGAAGCAUCCUAAUUCGAUAGGUGGUAGUGAUCUGCAACCAUUGCCGUCUAAAAAGGCAAGACCAGUAAAUGAAAUGAAUUUUGUUAGGUUAAAUAUUAAUGGGUAUGGCGGGCGUGGGCGUAAGUUCUUGAACAAGAAAGGGAAAGGUCGCAGUAGUAGUAGUUCUUAUUCGUCUCAUAGUCGGAAAAAUAAAUGGAGAAGUAGUAAAGGAAAAGGUAAAGCAGAAGGUGAAGAAAAUGAAACUAAUGGUAUUUGUGAUGAAGAUGGUUUAGUUUCAGAAUUACCAAAGGAGCAAGAGGAGUGUGAGAAGACAGGGGGAGGUUAUGCAAUGGUAGAAAAAGUGGCGAUGGAUGCUCGUAACGAUCCGUCUGAUGAGAAUUUGUUGAAGUUGUUGAAAUUUAGCCAUGGGUAUGAUUCGUUUCGUGAGGGACAGUUGGAAGCGAUUAAAAAUGUGGUUGCUGGUAAUUCAACAAUGUUGGUUUUGCCAACGGGUGCUGGGAAAUCAUUGUGUUAUCAGUUACCUGCGCUUAUGUUACCUGGGCUGACUUUGGUUGUGAGUCCAUUAGUUGCUUUGAUGGUUGAUCAGUUAAAGCAGUUACCUCCUAUGAUUCAAGGUGGUCUUCUUUCUAGCAAUCAGUUUAGUGAGGAAGCUUCUGAUACAAUUCGUCGGCUUGUUGAGGGAAAAAUAAAGGUGCUUUAUGUUUCACCUGAAAGGUUCUCAAAUAAAGACUUUCUGUCUCUAUUUGGGCCCACAUUGCUUGUAUCACUUGUAGUGAUCGAUGAAGCUCACUGCCUAUCUGAGUGGUCACAUAACUUCCGGCCUUCUUAUCUGAGACUCCGCUCAUCACUACUUCGAGAAAAACUCAACGUUAAAUGCAUUCUUGCAAUGACUGCAACAGCGACAACCAAAACGUUGCAGGCUGUUAUGUCUGCUCUAGAGAUACCCCAGACCAGUCUAAUUAAGACAUCUCAGACGAGAGAAAAUUUACAGCUAUCUGUAACUUUGAGUGGAAAUAGAAUGAAAGAUUUACUGAUGCUGAUGAAGUCUUCUCCUUUCAAAGACGUUAGGAGUACAAUUAUCUAUUGUAAAUUUCAGUCUGAGACUGAUUUGCUUAGUAAAUAUCUUCGCGAUAACAACAUUUCCGCAAAGAGCUACCAUAGCGGUAUCCCAGCAAAAGAUAGGAGUCGAACUCAAGAGUUAUUUUGUUCGAAUAAGAUAAGAGUGGUCGUUGCUACUGUUGCAUUCGGUAUGGGGCUGAAUAAGAGUGACGUUGGAGCGGUCAUACAUUAUAGCUUGCCCGAAAGCUUGGAGGAAUAUGUUCAGGAAAUUGGUCGCGCUGGACGAGAUGGUCGAUUAUCCUAUUGCCAUCUAUUUUUCGACGAUUUAACUUAUUUCAAGCUCCGCAGUUUUUCAUACAGUGAUGGUGUUGAUGAAUUUGCAGUAAACAAGUUCCUGUGUCAAGUUUUCAGCAACGCUGUGUGCACACCUGGAAAAAUUUUCUCCUUAGUGAAAGAAUCUGCAUCUCAGAAAUUAGAUAUGAAAGAAGAGGUGAUGCUCACAAUUCUAACCUAUUUGGAGAUAGGGGAAGUGCAGUAUUUGCGCUUACUCCCACAAUUAAAUGUCACUUGCUCCUUGUAUUUUCACAAGACAUCCCCAGCUUUGCUGGCCUCCAAAGAUAUCGUGGUUGCAGCAAUUUUGAAGAAGUCUGAAAUAAAGCAAGGGGCUUAUGUUUUUGACAUACCCACUGUGGCAAACAGCACUGGGGUGACAGCUAUUGACCUAUCAAAGCAUUUGCAGACCUUAAAGUUAAAUGGAGAAGUUACAUACGAAGUUAAGGACCUUGCUUUGUGUUACAUGGUUAUGAAAACUCCUGGUGACUUUUGUGCCCUUACAGCACAUCUGACAAGAUGGUUAUCAGAAGUUGAAAGUUGUAAGGUAAAGAAAUUAGAUGAGAUGUUUAGUGCUGCUACUUUUGCUGUAAAAAUGUGUGACAAGGUGGAUGGCUGCUCUGGUACACAACAUACUAAGUGUCUGCAAAGUAGGAUCUUGGACUACUUUAACAGGGAAGACAAUGAUCCUCGGGGUGAUUUCUCAACGAAGAUGGGUCAAAGCAGCCCAUUUUUGCGAGCAGAUGUGAAGGUGUUUUUGCAGAGCAAUACACAUGCUAAAUUCACUCCAAGAGCAGUUGCAAGAAUAAUGCAUGGCAUUGGCAGUCCAUCUUUUCCUUCCGUGACUUGGUCCAAAACUCACUUCUGGGGUAGAUAUGCGCAGGUAGAUUUCCAAGUUGUCAUGGAAGCAGCAACUGCAGAGCUCAUGAAUUUUGCAGGGAGGCAUAAACUGUAACUCUGUUUUAGUAUCUGGCAUUCCUUAAUCAAUGUAAAUUGCAAAGCAUCGUUGCUUCAUAUUUAUUUUUCUUACUUUGUCAAGGUAAAUUAAAAUAAUAAAGAUUACAAAAAUUUACUUUUCUAUUCAAGAAAUCUUACAUAGAACAUUUAUCACCAUUUUUGUCAGAUACAGCUACUCUGGAUCCGAAUUUGUACACCCACGUUUG